Rubroshorea leprosula is the source of this 1620-nucleotide messenger RNA. The record is from the annotation of a GenBank genome assembly. NCBI's taxonomy places the organism in Eukaryota, Viridiplantae, Streptophyta, Magnoliopsida, Malvales, Dipterocarpaceae.
AAAAAUCAAAGUGAAUUCAUACAAUUUAAAUAUAUAAUAAAUGUAUUUUUAAUUAAUUUAUAUUAAAAAAAUAAAAAUUAACAUUUAUUUUAAUAUUGUUGACAUAUUUUUAAUUAAUUAAUUAAUUAAUUUAAAGUCAACAAUUAUGUUUUUUGUGCAAAUUAAUUAAUUAUGCCACAUAAUAUAUUAUCUUAUGUAGUUAUUUUAGGGUCCGAGCAUGUCUCCUCCACGUAAAUUUUCUCAACAUUGGACCAUUGCAGCUUUGAGAAAGAUGGCCAAGAAGUCACCGGCUGACCGGCUGAUCCGCCGUGCCGCCAAAUCCCCUAUCUUCUCCACUCUGGCAUUCGCUGCCAUUUUGUUCUUCAUGUAUGCAGACACCCUCAUCUCUGGUUUGUCCACUAAGAACUAUGAUAUUCUCCAACCUCCACAGAUGACUAGUAAUCCAGCGGUCGAAGGACAAGGACAAGUACAGCUUCCAUUAACGUUGAAUAGUACGGUGCUGACCGUGGGCAUAACAGAGAGAAAGAUUGAAGAGGAAGUCGAAAAUGAAGAUCCUCUGAUUCCUCCUCCUAAAGCUUCAAUAGAAGAAAGAAUGGAAUGGUUCCGAGGAAAGCUACCGGAGCUCGAAAUUCUCAAAUCAAACAGGUUAAGCGAGAAGUUUCACGGCCGUGUUCUGGAGUUGUUCAACAACAACUGUUCGGCUCAGUUCUUCAUGGUGUGGCUUUCAACGGCGCAGUCGUUCGGACCGAGAGAAUUCCUGGCAGUUGACAGUCUGUUCAGCGCCAGCCCGGAUGGAUGCCUGCUGAUUCUAUCCAGUUCCAUGGAUUCCCCAAAAGGGUAUAGGCUAUUGAAGCCGCUUCUCGACCGGGGAUCCAACAUUCUUGCUGUCACCCCUGACUUGCCGUUCCUAGUCAAGAACACCCCAGCGGAAGCUUGGCUUGAUGAACUGAAGAGCGGGAACAUGGACCCCGGUUCUAUCCCCUUGUUCAACCAUCUCUCCGAUCUAAUCCGGCUUGCUGUUCUGUACAAGUACGGUGGAGUCUACCUGGACACAGACUUCAUUUUCGUGAAAGAUUUAUCAGGGUUGCGGAAUGCCAUUGGUGCGCAGAGUAUCAAUCCGGCGACCAAGAAAUGGACAAGAUUAAACGGUGCAGUUAUGAUCUUCGACAUCUACCAUCCACUUCUCGUCAACUUUCUGCAGGAAUACGCCACGACUUUUAACGGGAACAGGUGGGGACACAACGGACCUUACCUGGUUUCCAGAGUUCUUGAGAGGGUGAGGGAUAAGCCAGAAUAUAAUAUAACCAUCUUUCCACCCAAGGCGUUCUACCCAGUGGAUUGGAUUAAGAUAGCCAAGCUUUUUAAGAAACCGGAGACGGAGGCUGAUGAGAAGUGGGCGGAAGAGACGCUGGUUGACAUAAGCAGUGGAAGUUAUACGGUGCACUUGUGGAACAAGAGGAGUAGGGAGUUGAAGAUUGAGGAGGGCAGUGUCAUGGCGAGGUUGACUGCAGAUCACUGCAACAUUUGUGAACACAUAUAUGAUCCCUGAAGGGAUUAAACCUUGGAGCUUUCUUCUUUCUUGUUAUUACACUGUUUCUUGAAUAAGUUGUGGUUAGGGUU